CGGGGGCUGGGCGGGCAGUGUCGCGGUGCUGGCCGGGCGGAGAGGGCGGUGUGGCGGCGGAGCGGCCCGAGCGCACGACACUCCUCCUGGCUGGGGCGGUGGAAGGAACGCAUUUUGAAUCCAGGCUUGGCCUGAAUCCCAGUGGAAACCACACGCCGGAAACAAGAACUCUGAAAUCAUGGCAGGGAAACCCAAGCUGCACUACACCAAGGGAAGGGGGAAGAUGGAGUCAAUCCGAUGGCUGUUAGCAGCAGCUGGGGUUGAGUUUGAGGAACAAUUCAUAGAAACAAAAGAAGACCUAGAAAAAUUACGCAAUGAUGGAGUUCUGCUGUUUCAGCAAGUGCCCAUGGUGGAGAUCGAUGGGAUGAGGAUGGUGCAGACCAGAGCCAUCCUCAGCUACAUAGCAGCAAAGUACAACCUCUAUGGAAAAGACUUGAAGGAGAGAGCCUGGAUUGAUAUGUAUGUGGAAGGAACUACAGACCUGAUGGGAAUGAUCAUGUAUCUCCCUUUUCAACCAGCUGAUACAAAAGAAAAGAAUCUUGCCUUAAUCAUUGAACGAGCUACAACCAGGUACUUUCCUGUUUAUGAAAAGGCCUUAAAAGAUCAUGGACAGGAUUAUCUUGUUGGCAACAAAUUAAGCUGGGCAGACAUCCAUCUGCUGGAAGCCAUUUUAAUGACAGAAGAAUGUAAGCCUGAUAUACUGUCUGCAUUUCCUCUGCUACAGGCUUUUAAAGGAAGAAUCAGCAACAUUCCAACAAUCAAAAAAUUCUUGCAGCCUGGCAGCCAGAGGAAGCCACCAACAGAUGAGAAGUUUGUUGCUGUUGUGAGGAAAAUAUUCAAUAUCUAAUCUGCUGAAGAUAGCACAACUAUAGUAUGUUACCAGAGCUGUGCCUUGUAAGUGUAAAUUGCAUACCUGUGCUCCGUAGCUUGCAUCACGUAGUUAGUGUUGAAAAAGAAUACACUUUUAAAUUAGAGUAAAAGACUAAUUUGGACCUGUUGAGUGCAGAAAAUGGUAUUUCAUUGAGCAGUUACAUGAAAUAAAAUAUACUGAUACUUUG
Molecule: messenger RNA, 1058 nt
Organism: Pipra filicauda (Wire-tailed manakin)
Lineage: Eukaryota; Metazoa; Chordata; Aves; Passeriformes; Pipridae
Product: glutathione S-transferase
Exons: 8
Coding region: 179-847 (222 amino acids)
Biological process (GO): xenobiotic metabolic process; glutathione metabolic process
Molecular function (GO): glutathione transferase activity
Source: RefSeq, a predicted model, not a curated record